AUGGGAACAACGAACCUCACAGAAAUCGACGCCCAUGAGCAACCGUCUGACGAGAUGCGUGCUGAGUGGAAGAGUUUUAUGCGUCAAGAUCAUAUAAGCUUGCUCAACGACCCCCGUAUCGAUGAUCCACGCGCCCCUCUAGAAGAAUCUGGCUUUCGCAAAGUCUCAAUCAUCUCUAAAGAGCAACUUACUAAAAGCUUUGCUCGACUACACCCGGACCUGGCCUCUGAGGUCGAUAGUGAUGUCCAGGUCAUUCACCAUCCGCUGUUGCCAGGCCUGUUGAUCAUCCCCUCACUUUUGCCGCCAUCUGUGCAAAAGAGCUUACUGAAUCGUACGAUCCAUCGUGAUCUCAGCGUGCAGAACCACCAGACCAAUUUGCACCUACACUACAAACUACCAUACCCAGAAGGAAAAGAUCAAGAUGAGAAAUCCUUCUUCUCCAUCGACCCCGAAACACCUGCCUCGUUCAUACCAAAAGACCCCAACGUUCAUAAGCCGCUAUCCAUCAAGCAGGUCAUGCAACGAAAACUACACUGGGUAACUCUUGGUGGCCAGUAUGAUUGGACUAAUCGCAUUUACCCUCAAGAAUUGCCGCCGCAGUUCCCGACCGACAUCUCUCACUUGUUGAAGGACUUGUUCCCUGAGACUGAUGCACAGGCAGCCAUUCUCAACUUCUAUACACCAGGCGACACCAUGAUGAUGCACCGAGAUGUUAGCGAAGAGACAGACAAAGGACUCAUCAGCCUGAGCUUUGGCUGCGAUGGUCUUUUCAUGAUCGCCCCCAAUGACCUGAAACCAGGGACUGGAAGCGAUAUACCUGGCGAAAAGCAGUACCUGCUGUUGAGACUUAGAUCUGGUGACGCUAUUUACAUGACGCAUGAAUCAAGAUAUGCCUGGCACGGAGUGCCGAAAGUGCUCAAGGAUACAUGCCCUGCUUAUCUUGAAGAAUGGCCAGCUGGUGAAGAUGGCAAAUUUUUGGAAUGGCGAGGAUGGAUGAAAACCAAGAGGAUCAAUCUAAAUGUUCGCCAAAUGCGAGAUUGA
Molecule: messenger RNA, 1041 nt
Organism: Fusarium venenatum
Lineage: Eukaryota; Fungi; Ascomycota; Sordariomycetes; Hypocreales; Nectriaceae
Cellular component (GO): nucleus; cytoplasm
Source: RefSeq, a predicted model, not a curated record